Molecule: messenger RNA, 894 nt
Organism: Cyclocybe aegerita
Lineage: Eukaryota; Fungi; Basidiomycota; Agaricomycetes; Agaricales; Hemipholiotaceae
Source: the annotation of a GenBank genome assembly
AUGUCUGGCAAGCGAGACGAUAUGGAUUACUACGACAACAACCAUCGCGGUGGAGAGGGAGAGGAGCAAGUGCAGUCGUAUAUGUCCAACGUUGAGCCGAUGACAGGCGACAAGCGCCAACGCGAUGAUGGGGGUGAUCACAAACCUCUACCUCAUCCCAACUCACGAACGAACAGUGGAACGGCGAACCAGAUGAACGGCACCUACUCGCAGGGUGUGGGCGGAGGAGCGCAGAACAUCGCUGCGCAGACCUUGGGCGGCUAUGACUCGCUCUACAUUGGAGAUCUACAAUGGUGGACAACGGACGAAGAUCUGCGACAAGUCGCGCUUAACUGUGGCGUCAACAUUGACCACAAAGAUAUCACCUUUUCCGAACACAAGGUCAACGGCAAGAGCAAAGGUAUCGCAUACAUUGAAUGCCAUGAUCCUCAAAGCGCCGUAAUUCUGAAGGAUUGGUUCGACAACAACGACUUCCAGAAUCGUCGAGCGGCGGCUACUCUUACUAGUUCAUCACAAGGAAAUCCAUUCCGAACGCUACCAAAAGAACCUCCACCGCGCGAAACACGGCCUCAGACAGCCAACAAUCCUGCGCUUGGUGGAGGUCGUGGUGGUGGUGGUGGUUUCCGUGGUGGUGCUAACCAAGGCAUGGGCAACAUAGGCCGCGGUGGAGGGUUGAUGACCGGCGGUAUGAUGGGAGGUAUGGGUAUGGGCAACAUGGGAAUGGGAAUGGGCAUGGGGGCCAUGGGGAUGCCAAUGAACAUGGGCAUGGGUAUGGGAGGCGGCUUUAUGGGCGGCCGUGGACGCGGGGGCAUGAUCCCGCAAGGACCUCGUGGAGGCGGUAUGAUGGGGCGCGGCGGCGUGAUGGGCGGCGGCGGAAUGGGUACGAGCUUCUAG